Phlebotomus argentipes is the source of this 3016-nucleotide messenger RNA. It is a transcript of the gene Rhp, whose product is annotated as rhophilin-1. The record is from RefSeq and is a predicted model, not a curated record. The coding region runs from base 684 to 2867 and encodes 727 amino acids. The transcript is spliced from 10 exons. Lineage: Eukaryota; Metazoa; Arthropoda; Insecta; Diptera; Psychodidae. Gene Ontology annotation, biological process: negative regulation of stress fiber assembly; signal transduction. Gene Ontology annotation, molecular function: protein binding.
GAGGUAGCAUUGGUACGCGGUGGAUCGCUAGCGUCUCGCUUUUCCGGCUAGAAGUUUGUUUUUUUCCUCGAUAUAAGUGAAAUGUACUACUCAUUGAAUGAAAUUCGAGUCGUCUAGAAUACAAAUUACAAUUCCUUCAAGGACUCGAUCCGCCUGAAGUUCAAAAUUGCUGUGUCGCUUGAUAUUCAUUGAGACAAACGCGUACGUGGAUGUGAGUGUAGCUUUGUUCCAUUCCUGCCAAUGUAAAAAUUGACUUCUCUCGAGAGUCUCUGAAGUGAGGUUCAGUGCGGAGAAAAAUUUCAUGGAAAAAUCGUGACUCAGUGCUUCUCUUAUCAUCGCAGGAAUGUGAAACCUUCAUGUUGACGGAGAGAUUUCUGUGAAUUGCUCACAGAACAAAUACGACUAUCAAAAGGAUAUUACACCUAAACUCACCAUAUAAAACUGUCUCUGGUGAAUUGUGACUAAGAAAGAGCCUAGGAUUAACAGAUACGAGGAGAGAGUACAGCGAAAGAGAAAUGCAAUUGUGAUUUUGUGGUUGUUUUUUCACUGUGCAUAUCAAAGAUUUCCGUAUAUUCAUGAUUUUUUAUAAGAACGUGACAAAAAAAAUGUGAAUAACGUGAUAUGUGAAGAAAAAGCGAAUACCAGUGAAAAAGUGAAGGAUUCGAACUAAUAACAGCUUGGAAAUGGAAUCGAAAACUGAUAAUCGGUCAUUUUCGUUUAUCAGAGGAUCAGAUCCUCGGGUGGCGACGUGCAGAGGGAAAUUGCAGAGUCGACGAUGUAAACUCAACCAGGAGAUUAAUAAGGAGCUUCGUUUGAGGGCUGGUGCUGAAAACCUUUAUAAGGCGACUAGUAAUAGAAAGCUGAAGGAUACAGUGGCGCUGGAGUUGAGCUUCGUGAAUUCCAAUCUUCAAUUGCUCAAGGAGCAACUAUCAGAGCUGAAUUCGUCUGUGGAAAUAUACCAAAAUGAUGGUGCGGACGCUGUAAUUCCUAUGAUUCCACUGGGCCUGAAAGAGACGAAGGAGGUGAAUUUUUUGGAACCCUUGGCGGAUUUCAUCCUUGAACACUACAGCGAGGAUUCCUCAUGCUACGAGGACGCAAUUGCAGACAUCACAGACACACGACAGGGCGCCAGAACACCCACACGAGAUUCCGCAGGCGUGGCUCUGUUGUUCCGUUACUACAAUCUUCUUUACUACGUGGAAAGGCGCUUUUUUCCGCCUGAUCGCAGCUUAGGUGUUUACUUCGAGUGGUACGAUUCAUUAACAGGUGUUCCUUCUUGUCAGCGAACUGUAGCGUUUGAAAAGGCGUGUGUUCUUUUCAAUCUCGGAGCCAUAUACACACAAAUUGGAACACGUCAAGAUCGCAGCUCAGAGAAGGGCUUGGAUGCGGCUGUUGAUUCAUUCUUGCGAGCUGCAGGCAUUUUCAAGCACAUCUACGAUACAUUCACCAACGCGCCAUCGAUGGACUUAAAGCCUCAAGUCCUAGAAAUACUAGUCGCACUGAUGCUCGCCCAAGCUAGGGAGUGUUUAUUUGAGAAGCUGCGCCUUCAAAUGGAGAACAUGUCAUUCAAAGACGUUGAACAUCUUCAUCGCGAUUUAUCUGGAGAAUCAGCGCAGCUGACCAUGGAGUACAACGAUAUGCACAUGAGCAUUCAAUCGAGCGAGACACACACUUAUCUACCGGAAUGCUGGGCCGGUCUAGUGCCUCUCAAAGCGGAAUACUAUAAGGCCUUAUCCCACUAUCACGCCGCGAAAAGCAUCAGUACAAAACCAUUCAAGAAGUCCGCCUCAAUCUCACCAUCCUCAUCGGCGUCGUCGAAGAAGUCGGUGAAAGCCAGUGAUUCCUUCAUAUUCGACGAGUCCUCGAUAGACGCUGAUAUAAAUCCAGUUGCAAGGAAGAGAGCACAUCUCAAUGAGGCACUGGCUAGUCACGAUGAGGCACAGAGAUUGCAACGCAUGUGCAGAGAGUUGAAGAACAAGAGUGCUCUCACGAAGAUCCUUCAUCGUGCAUACAUUGAGAAUAGGGAUGAAAUGGAUAAAUUCAGCUCGAAGACGGAUCAAGAUGAUGUGCUCAAUGAGGAGUUCGAUCUUGUCGAGGCGCACUUGGACACCUGCUCAAAAUUCACCUUAUCGCUCACCGGACCAGAUUUCACGGCGUACAAAGUUGAGGAUCCUUUCAAGAAAUUGGGCCCAAUUGCCAUAUUCUCUGCGAGGCGACACUGGACCGCACCGCGAAGUAUACGAUUGCAGAAAGGCACCAGUCUUGAGGGUGUGAAAACACCGAGUUCAAGGAAGACUUCCACCAGCAAUGCUGGCAGGUGCCAGUGCAAGAAGAGCCCAACGUAUGACUCUGGACGCUGUGAGGUCUGUGCCAAGUACAUCGCAUUUACAGCUGAAGAUUCCUCCAGCAAGAAUCAGUCCUCUAAAGACAACGUGGAGAGUUUCGGAUUCCACGUUCGAGGAGACGCUCCAGUUAUAAUUUCCUACGUGGAAUUAAAUUCAUUGGCUGAUCUUGGUGGAAUCAAGGAUGGAGACUUUAUUGUUGAGUUAUCUGGCAUUGAUGUCAAGUGGUACACUCAAGAGCAAGUUGUUAACAUUAUCCAGUCGUCUGGUUCCAGUCUUGAUAUCAAAGUCAUCACACCAAUGGAUCGAAAUUACUUAAAGCCCACACCGGGUUUGAAUAAGGGAUCCGUGUCUACUCUGUCUGGUGGCAGUUCAUCGGGUGUCUCAUCGGGAGCGCCGAGUCCAAAUGGAACAACAUCCAAGCCGAAAUCCCGCAGCAAGUCUACAAAAAGUCGCCUGCCCAACUUGAGUGGCAACGGCUGGAAUAUCUUCAGGCGGACACAGAGCCUCGGCAAAAUAUACUAAUAUUUGUUUCUUACUAUCCUAUCACAACAAACAUUCUAAAGAGUCGUAAGAACUCAAGAAAUAUUGUAUUAAGAACAUUUAAGAGUAACCUUUAUGUAAAUAAUAUGAAAGUGCAUACAUAUAAUCAAAACUAGAAGAAUUAUUACAAA